Messenger RNA from Malassezia globosa CBS 7966, 843 nucleotides. RefSeq lists its product as uncharacterized. The transcript has a single exon. Gene Ontology annotation, molecular function: RNA polymerase II CTD heptapeptide repeat phosphatase activity. The record is from RefSeq and is a predicted model, not a curated record. Bases 1 to 843 code for a protein of 280 amino acids. Lineage: Eukaryota; Fungi; Basidiomycota; Malasseziomycetes; Malasseziales; Malasseziaceae.
AUGGCUGAAGACUUUGGCGCACGUUGCCAUCGCACGCUGAACGAUAACAUCACGCACCUCGUGGCGACCAGUCCACGCACCAGCAAAGCGCAGCAGGCAUUCCGCAAGCAGAAGAUUCAAGUUGUGUGGCCAUCAUGGCUGAAUGAUUCAAUUUGCCGCUGGGUGCGCCAAGGUGAAGUCCCCUACUUGAUUCCACAGGAUACCCAAAUUUCGCUUGCUUCGCUGGGUGCACAAGAAGUUGACAGCGUAUCUGCGGACGAAGGAAAUGAUCCCAAUGCAGCAGCUGUUGCAAUGGAUGCGAGUUUAGCUAAUAUGGAUUGGGGUGAAGCCGAAGAUGAAGUUGACGCUUUUUUAGAUGACGAUGAAGAGGAGGACGAGAACGAGGAUCAGGACAAAGAGAAUCGUGAAAAUGGCAUUCAUGCCAGCUGGAACCAUCAUGAGAAUCGACAGGGAGGCAACGAAAGUGAUGCAGAUGACUAUAAUGCCGGAACUGCAGAAGCUGACGCGCCAUCUGAAACCAAUUCGCUCAUGCUGGAAUCUGAUCAGGAUAGUUUGCUACUUUCACCACUAAGCAAGCGUCGUCGCAUUGCAGCCUUGCGAGGAGGCAAGUCGAAAUUGCGCGAAAAAGUCCAUGUCGAUGACGAGCCGGAGGAGCCCACUUCCUCCGACACGGAGCCGGUCAGCACAAAACGCCGCAAAUUGCAAGAUAGCAAAACCAUACCUCCAUCGCAUGUUGAGCAGCUUAAGCUGCGGGAACAAACAGCCUCGCCCGCACCUAGCGAAGAAAUCCUGGACGACCUGGCACUAGAAAUGGAAAAAGAGUUGGGUGAAGACAUUUUCUAG